UGAGGACAGAAGAAACUCAUAAGAAUGACGUUACAGCUGUCAUACUCGUGAUACAGGUAGAUAAAUGAACCUCAUAAAAUGGCACUUCCGUCCGCCAUUUUUGGGUGAAACAGCAACAACUCCUCAAACCUCCUCGUAUAAAGUGUUCUAUCGGCUUUGAAAAGUCUGGAGCUGCCCGGUCUGCGCAGAGGAAGGAUGGCGGCGGUUUUGGACCAAAAGCUGGAUAUCAACCAACAAAAUAUUCAAGGAGGAGGAUGAGAAGGAGAAGUUUGGUUUCCUGUUCCUGCUCUUCGUGGUUCCUCAGGUCUCUCGUGGUCCCCCCCUCUCUCAUAUUAGUUUCCAAAAGGCAUCUUUAAUGCUGCAAGAGAGCGAGCCGUGAGGCAGCAAGAAUCCAAGCUGAGCGGAUUGCUAUCUCUGUGACAGCUUUUCUGCCUGGCAGACUGUGUGUGAGCCGUGGAACUGGACUGGACUGUGGCAUUUCGAGGAGGAGGUGGGAGAGGAGGUGCAGGGGGGAGAAGUGUGAGGCAAAUUGGACAGAUGGAGGACGGCAACCAGCACCUGGGACACUGCAUGGUUGACAUGAAGGAACUGAGUGCCAACCCUGAAGGACUGACUGCUGCUGGUGCCAUUCUAGCACCCAAGUUGUCUCAAGUGGAAUUCAGCCUUGCCUGUAAUGAUCUGGUGGCCACAGGCAGAGACAGGAAACCCAAUGCUUUGGUCCAGGUGGCUGUCAUAGAUCCUCACAAGCAGCACCUCGUCACUCAGGCCUGCACAGAGAUAGUGGAGGCGAACAAAGACCCACUAUUUCUGACGGGGGUGACCUUCCCUUCAGAGUAUCCUGCUAGCCCAGAGACACUAGUGAAGCUAACAGUGUAUGAUGCAAAGGACAAGAGCCAGGAAUCGAAUAACUUCCUGGGCAGUGCCACAUUUUCAAUAGCCGAUCUGCUGAGGGCUAAAGAUGAACGACUGACCUUGCGCCUUAGGUCAUCUGAUGGUGUGUGUGCAGCUGGAACUGUGGUGGUGAGUCGUCUGAAGAUGGGGGAGAUGGAGGAGGUUGACCACAUCGCCACUGACGUUCCAUCACACAAGUGUCCCCUGGUCUGUGAGUCUGCAUCACAUGUCUGCUUUGACAGAGAAAAUAACCCAGCAACAGGGCCAGUGUUCAAGAACCCAGUAUGCAAGGUGUACAGAUUUCAAACAGUGGACAACAAGUGGAUGCUAGUACGGGAACAAAUGGAAGAGUGCACAUUGUCCUUUAGCGUCCCCAAACAGCUGCUGUCUCUCUACAUUCAGGAGGACAUGAAUAGGUUGCGGGAUCUGAGGGAUUUGGGGGAGCUUUCUCCUCACUGGGACAACUUAAGGAAGGAGGUGAUAACACGAUAUGGAGGAAUCAUCAGCUCCUACCAGGAGACUUUGGCUGAACUGGACAAGAUUACCGGUCGGUCAUUCAAGCCAAGCUGCUGCAAAGCCCAGAAAUCUCUGGAGUUCAUCCCAAUAAACUUGCACACCCAGAGGAUGCGGGUGACGUGCCCCAGGAAAACAGAUGCUUUCUAUGACAUCAUCACUGUCGGUGCCCCCGCAGCCCAUUUUCAGGGCUUCAAGUGUGGCGGUCUGCAGCGUCUCCUCAGCAGAUACGAAGCAGAGAAAAAGAGCUUCAGCACCGCAUACCAGUGUAUCUACUACUCACCAGAGCACACAGCCAAAGCUCAGGAGGUACUCAGCACCAUGAGCCUUCUCCAGCCCCUCAUUACAAGCUUAGCAGACCAGCUCCUCCAGGCUGCCCAGGAGCACUCUUCAACUGGACUAAAGGAUGUACUCAAGAACCUUUCUGACAAGACAGAACAGUUUGUUCACACACUUAAGGAUGAAUUGGUCAAGAGUGCACUACUAGCGCUGCACGCGGCGCAGCCCGGCUACGUUUCCAAAAACCAGAAGCAGAGCCCGGUGCAGAUGGGCCAGCAUCAAGGUCACAUCCACCCGUGCAGUGACCAGAAUCAGAGUCCAGUUCAGGGACUUCCAGGCCACAGUCCAGCCACGUCAGUCACUGAGAGCACGAUGAUGUGUAAUAAUGUGGAAGGAUCCCAAACCACAACCAUUGCAGAAGGUGUUCACUUUGCUCUGAAGCACCAAGACUCUAUCCCGCACCAUAAAGAGUAUGACGAGGAGGAAUGGGACAGGGUGUGGGCCAAUGUGGCUAAAUGUCUCAACUGUGUCAUUGCCAUGGUGGACAAACUCCAGGAGGAUGACUACAGCAAACAGGAGCCAGUCACCGAGCAGCAGUUGGCUGAUGUCUUCACUUCACACAACAACCCCGGUGAGUGGAGGGAGCAGCUGUGUCCUCCGGUGACAAGGUUAAAGGAGUGUGUGAUGGAAGUGGUGGGAAAGGCGAAGAAAGCCAUGACGUUUGUGCUGCUGCAGGAGGCUGCCUGCAGCAUACCACAGGGCCUCCUCCUCCAACAGAGGCGAGAUGUGGUCUUCAGUCAGGCACUGGCAGCCUUAGCCUGUGGUUUCGCCAUGAGGUUGUAUGCUGGAAUGGAGGACAAAGGAUUCCUAAGGCAGCUCCACCUGGUUGGCCUUGUAGCCCAGUUUGAGAGCCUGCUCAGCACCUACAGUGAAGAGAUCGGGAUGCUGGAAGACCUCGAGGUUGGAAUCUCAGACCUGCAGCGAGUUGUGUUCAGGAUCACAGAGGCCAAGACGGAUGACCUCAGUGACCUUCAGCCUUUAGUGUGUGGCCAACGUGACCACUUCACUGUAGAAGUGCCAUUACCAAGACUGGUUUUCCAGAACUUGCCUGAGGAGAUCAAGGAGGGAAAGCCUCUGCAAGUAUUCCCAGUGCUUUUCAAUGUGGGCAUCAAUGAACAGCAGACUAUAGCAGAGAGGUUUGGAGAUAUCUCCCUACAAGAGAGAAUAAACCAGAAGAACUUUGAGACAUUAGAAGCCUAUUACAAAUCAUUAAGUGAAAAGGUGCCACUAGAAUGUCUACCAUGUUUUCAAACACAGACGGAUAUAAAAGAAUUACUUGAAACCCUGGGCCAGAAUGUAGUCACGAAGAAGAGAAAGAAUGUGGAGAUACUGUGGAUUGCUGGAGCAAUCUGCCGAAGAUUAAAUGGCAUCAGGUUCACCAGCUGUAAAAGUGCCAAAGACCGAACUUCCAUGUCUGUCACAUUAGAGCAGUGUGCCCUGCUACGUGAUGAACACCAGCUCAGUAAGGAUUUCUUCAUCCGCGCUCUGGAUUGUAUGCGGAGAGAAGGAUGUCGUAUUGAGAAUGUUCAAAAGAACAUUAGAUGCAGGAAAUAUGCCUUCAACAUGCUGCAGCUGAUGGCCUUUCCAAAGUGCUACCGACCACCAGAGGGAACCUACGGCAAAGUGGACUCGUGAAAUGAUCACAUCAGCCACGAACAGCAAGUCCAUCAGUCACUGCGUCCUGUCCAAGCAGAUAUGAACAUGUAGAAAUCAAAGUGAAAUUUAGUUUUCUUUGGCCUUUGGUUGCGUCUGUAUUUGAUGUUUGUUUAUUCAAUCUCUGGCGAGUACAGUUCAAUCACUGUGGGUUUUUUUGCCUUGUUUUCUUCCCCUGGCCGGUGCAGUGACUGCUGUAGAUGAGUUGUGUGAAUCUGUGCAGCAUGUUAAUGAUAUAACACAAGACCUCAGUCACUUCAUAGGUUUAAGGAUGAACUUCCACGAUCCAGUGACUUCUGUGGUGUAAAAACUGCUCUCCACAUUCACCGUAACUGUAAACAAACUCUCCAUUUCUCAUGUUAGGUUUGGAUUAACUGAUAUUUACGUGAUGUGUGUAAAAGUGGCCUUUGUUACUGCAGACAUAGUUUCAUGAGAAUUGAAUGACCAUACCAGUGUUUCAGAACAAAUGUUGCCUUUUGAUCAAUCACUGCAUUUUCUGUGUUGUGUCUCUAGGUACAGCUCAGUGCAACCACAUAAAGUAAAACCAGAGGUUAGGAAAAUGGACCAUUGUAUGAUAUAAAGCAAAUUCCAUUAUUUAUUUUUGUAUUUUACAAUCAUUUUUUAUAUUCUGAGGGUUGAUACCUUGGACUGUAAUGCAUGUUUAAAAAUGUAUUAGUUUUGUUUAGACUUAAAAAAAAAAGCCUAUUUAUAAAUAAAACAAUGGUUUAAAGUUGAUAUGUGUUAUUGUAUACAAUGUAUAUUAUGUAUCAUCAUGUGUCAUGCUGUGCAUUUCAUUUAACA
Messenger RNA from Solea solea (common sole), 4197 nucleotides. It is a transcript of the gene inpp4b, whose product is annotated as inositol polyphosphate-4-phosphatase type II B. NCBI's taxonomy places the organism in Eukaryota, Metazoa, Chordata, Actinopteri, Pleuronectiformes, Soleidae. The transcript is spliced from 24 exons. Gene Ontology annotation, molecular function: phosphatidylinositol-3,4-bisphosphate 4-phosphatase activity. Gene Ontology annotation, cellular component: cytoplasm. The record is from RefSeq and is a predicted model, not a curated record. The coding region runs from base 538 to 3378 and encodes 946 amino acids.